AUGUCGCCGUCACACUUUUCCUCACUGCCUAACGAUAUAGUGUGGCAAGUCUUAGCCCGCGUGCCGAAAUGCAAAUACCCACUCCUCGCUUGCGUCUCCAAGAACUUCACUUAUCUUGUUCAGUCGCCGGAGAUUCACAAGAUUCGCUCUCUCCUCCGCAAAGAUUCACUCUACAUCUCCUUCAGGAACAAAAAAGAUCUCUCCCAGUGCGAGAACCCGCGUUGGUACACUCUGCGCAGAGCUGAGAACAAUCCGAGCGAGAACCAGUUCGUCUCCGUCGGCCUCGCGCUUCCUAAUCAUUACCACCGCAUGCCCUCGAUCGUCGCUCACGGUCCGGAGAUUUUCUUUAUCUGCAAACCGUUCUUUCCAACGUCAAGCUUUUGGGUCUUUGAUUCUCGAUCCGACAAGCUUCGACAAGGACCAAGCAUGGCCGUGUACCGAACGUACAAAAGCGUGGGAGUUGUCGGACGUAAGGUAUACGUGGUCGGAGGAGUAAGAUCCAACGAUAAUGUGGCCGAAGCGUUUGAUCUAAACACGCAAACUUGGGAGCCAGCGCCGAUCCCCAAGGAAAUUAGGACGUGGCACGCGUCUGCCACGGUGUCAUUAGACAGGAAGGUUUGUGCGCUCGUACGAGCCUACGCUAUUUGUUACGAUACUAGAGAUGGUUCAUGCGAGGAUUUUGCUUUGGCUAAAGAUAAGUGGUGGAAAACGGGGGUUUGUGGGAUGGAGAAUGUGCUCUACGUUUAUUACGCUAGAUUCGGGCUGAUGUGGUACGACACUAAGCUGAGGGUAUGGAGAGUGGUGAAUGGUUUGGAUCAUGUCAAAAAGGUUCGAUCCGUUGGGAUGGCGGAAUACUAUGGAAAGGUGGCGCUUUUGUGGAAAGAACAUGGUGGAUGCGGAAAGGAGAUUUGGUGUAGAAUGAUUGCUAUGGGUAAGUGUGAAGAAGGGGUCAAGGGGACUGCAGAAUCGGCUCAACUUCUGGGGAGUGUCCCUGAUGGUUACAGAAUGGACAAUUGUCUAUCAGUUUCAGACUAA
Brassica rapa (field mustard) is the source of this 1035-nucleotide messenger RNA. Its product is annotated as F-box/kelch-repeat protein At2g44700. Gene Ontology annotation, molecular function: protein binding. Lineage: Eukaryota; Viridiplantae; Streptophyta; Magnoliopsida; Brassicales; Brassicaceae. The record is from RefSeq and is a predicted model, not a curated record.